This is a messenger RNA of Synchiropus splendidus (mandarinfish), 2509 nucleotides long. It is a transcript of the gene fam163ab, whose product is annotated as family with sequence similarity 163 member Ab. The transcript is spliced from 5 exons. NCBI's taxonomy places the organism in Eukaryota, Metazoa, Chordata, Actinopteri, Syngnathiformes, Callionymidae. The coding region runs from base 387 to 878 and encodes 163 amino acids. The record is from RefSeq and is a predicted model, not a curated record.
CUCCGCUACAGUCCCGGGCGCAGCGCGACCGUUUUGUCCCCAGUUUGUUUUUAAAGGCGCGUAAAAUGGCGUUUUGGCGCUCCGAAGCGAUUCGUGUCUUCCUCAGCGCGUUCGGUCUGACGUCAUAAGACCGGAAUCAUUUUUUCUUCCGCUGUAUGGAUUGAAGAAGUUACGUCGAAUCCACAUGCUCUCCUCAUCUUCAUCCUGAUGCUGUGAAGGAUGCUGCUGACUUCUCAUGCUCCACCAGACCCGUGUGUGGCAGACUUGUACAUUUAAUCCAGCCCUGUGGCAAGACCUCAUCCUCAGAGUACAUCUUAAUUUCCUUUCAAACACUCUUCUGAUGUGUUAAGCAACUUUGUUGAAUAGUUGGAUGGAGAGCUGGUCGGAUGACAGCUGGAACUGUUGUCAUAACUGGGGGAAUACUGGCCACAGUGAUACUACUGUGUAUCAUCGCUGUGCUCUGCUACUGUCGACUCCAGUACUACUGUUGCAAGAACAAUGGAUCUGACUCGGGCUCCCUUUCUCAGCAGCACUUUGCUUGCAACGCCUGCAGCGACUCGGGAUUGGGUGGGACAAUGGUCAUUCCACUGUCCUUGUCCUCGCCCGAGUUGCAUCCCUCCUCCAACCCUGCGAAACUCCCAGGAGGCCGCCACACCUACUGCCCCACCUGCUCCCCUUACGACUCCCCUUUUUACAUCAGGACCAGUGAUGAGAUCCGUAAUGGUGGUGAACGGAUCACCUACAUGCCGACUCACUACGAGAACCAGGCACUGGCGCUGCCACUCCCUGAAAUCCGCAGCACAUUGGUGAGGGAUUCACAGCGUGGCCAACAACCUGAGUUCUACACCAACACCCGAGCCAUUAGUACAGACGUGUGACCUCUGAAGAAUCCCUGCAAAGACACACCGCACCACCACCGCUAAUGUUUGUCUUUUUAUGUUGGUGACGUUUUGUUAUCUGUUAAAUGAUCAUUCCCUAUUUAUUUAUUUCAUGUAUUUUAAAACACGGUAAUCCACAUAUUUAGCAAACUUAAACAAAAUAAAAGGUAUAGACUAUAAAGACUAAAUUUGGAUGUUGUUUUGUUCCCCGCACCGCAAAAAAAAAAAAAAAAGUUCAAGACCAUGCGUAAAAUGAAUUACUUUCUUUUAGCUUUGGUUAGUUUCUAGACUUGAUUGGCAAAAUCACUUGGUUUUAUAAGCAGAAUGUGGGGUCCUGAAUUCUCUGUCCAACCAACUGGUGCCAGAUUUGGAAUGAAUUAUUGAAUUUGAACAGCAUCCGUUGCCUAUAUCUUUGCAAAGGGCUCACAGGAAAAAACGUAUUAGGGGACUUCUACGUAGCAAGAGAAUGAGAUCAAAGAUGAGCCAGCCGAUGGUUUCGUAGCCACAGAAUUUGUAACUGUUUUACUUUUGGGCCAGAGGACCGGAUGAUUUCAUAACAGGAAAAUGCUCCACUCUUUUUCCCAAAUAAGUUCUUUUUGCAAGCUGUUUUCAAAUUACAUUGUUGUAAACAAGUGUGAUCACCUUCUGUGUCGCUUGAGCUUCUUUAUGUGAGCUAAUUUGAAUUGAUGUAGAUGCAUUAAUAACGUCCUAUUCAAUCAUUUAAGACAACAAUGAUGGGUGGUCCUAUACUUUCGGUCAAUAAUUUGUUUUUGGUAUACAUGAUGCAGGAGAAACAAUGUGCUGACUUUAUACCGACUGUUAACUGUGUCUAUUCAAUGAGGGCUAUCAAUAUUUUUUAUUUCUGUUUUAUAAUAAAUUGAAGUGAUAUUACAAGAAUGAAUGGAGCCCCCCUUUCUGAACUUUAUAUCUGGUGGAAAAGAUAGCUUUUUCUAUAUAAAAAAAAUGUUAUCUUAAAUGUCCACCUUAAGCCAAUUGAUUCCUUACAGAUGUAUGUGUAAUAUAUGUCCUUUUCAAAUGAAAAUAUUUCAUGUGGUUUGAGUCAUGUGAGAAUAAUAGCUCCCUUAAGACAACUGGAAUUGAAGUGACCAGUCUUUCUGCACCAACAACCCCGUGCCCAGAUCAUUCAAAUGUAAAUAAAAAUCAGAAAAGCACUGUGGCAAACAUGUUUAAUUUUUGCUGUUUUAAAAAUUCACUGGUGUGUGCUGUUUUGUCAACCCACUUGUCUACUCGCUGUUAAAAGAUUUUUUGUGUAGUAAUUGUUUUCAUGACACAUGCACUACCCUGGCAUUUUCAGGCCUCAUCUGUCCAAAUAUAAACCUAACAAACCUAUUUGCACUUCUUAUGAAGGAAACAUGACAUCCAUAACUCAUCGAUUUUUAAUUACAAUGUUAGACCACUGGAAUAUCAAUUUUACUUCCAUGAUAAAUGCAUUAAUUGUAGGAUCUCUUAAGAACAGUUAUUCUUUUUUUUCUCACUUUUUCUAUUUGAAUUAUUGGCGUAUGCAUUUCAAUAGUGACACACGAAGCUAUUUAUGGAGUUAUUGAGUUUCAUAAAAAAAAGUCUUAUAAAUAAAACAUUUAGUUGUUCUGACUUUGGACAAAUAAAGAUAU